CGAGAAAGCUUCGGUCGCGCGGCGGUAGUUGCGGCACGUCACUCCGUGACGACGUUGCGUCGUAUGUACGGUUGAUCGCAGAAGGAGCGCUCUUGCGUUUUUCUUUCGGCCGGUGGGAGUGCUAUCGCGUUAUCGUCGCGACGGGGCUAAUUGCGGUAAUUUACGUCGUCGCCGGUGACAAUAACGGAGGGACACGUCGCCUCGACGGAGAUAAAAAUAGAAAAGGAAAAAGAGAGAGAGAGAGAGAGGGAGAGGGAGAGGAGACGGAGAGUAGCAUACAACGACGUCCGCGUCGCGCGCGCCAGCGUGUCUCGCUCCGCGGAGAAAUCGCGGCGGCACUUCCGCUUGUCCUGGGGACCGCACCGCCGGAUGUACGGUACGGGAGAAACGACAGUCGAACCGGCGCUGGGUAUCGAGCGAGCCGCGGAUGAACGAAGAGUGUGCGCGUUUAUUAAUAAUGUCCCGCGUUACCAAGAUAUUAUUAAGCGCUAAUCAAAUUUACCAUAAUGACAGCGUGUCAUAUACUUUUGCAAACUGGCUGCCAGGGGAUUGGUUGCCUUGCCAUUCACUUAGCGCAUGUUUCAAGUCAACUACAAUUAGACGGAACUCGACUCGGCAUCCUUUCUUAUCGGGCAUCAAAGAUAAUGUUUCUCGAUUCCAACGUCUAGCCUAAUUUAUUCGCGACAUCAUAUCGCGAAUUGGGAAACAUGUACGGCAUAUUACAAUGGCUCGAUCAUGGCUAGGAUGCUUGUUCGGCAUUUUAGUACCGUCCGUGAUCUUUUAUUUGUACCUGCUGCUGAAUGUCCCUUCCGUGGAGAUAGGCAAAACGAGCGUCAGCGGAGGGAAGUGGCGAUCGUUAUCGGCGGGGGUGGAGAAAUCGAACUUGCGGAUGGAGGAUCGCUCUCCCGAACGGUCGCAGUUAAAAAACAAUUUCGAGGUGAAAUGCGACACGAUACACGUAGCCAUGGUGUGUGCCGGAUACAAUUCAACCUUCGCUCUCGUAACCGUAGUGAAGUCCAUUCUGUUUUAUCGCACGAAUCCGUUGCAUUUUCAUUUGCUCGUCGACGAAAUUGCGAGGAAAACGCUUUCGACCCUGUUCCGAACGUGGGAUUUGCCACAUGUAAAUGUAACGUUCUACGAGGCUGAGGUUUGGGUGCCGAGGGUCUCCUGGAUACCGAACAAGCACUAUUCGGGGGUGUACGGUCUCCUGAAGUUGAUACUGCCGGACGCGAUGCGAGAGGACCGGGUGCUCGUACUGGACACGGACGUGACCAUUCUGACAGACAUGUACCCGCUGUGGAAGAUGUUCCAAAUGUUCUCGGCUAGCCAGACUUUGGGUCUGGUCGAGAAUCAGAGUAACUGGUACGUGAAGGCGUUGUCGUACGGUCAGCGACCGUGGCCGGCCCUAGGUCGCGGUUUCAAUACCGGUGUGAUGCUGAUGCACCUGCAACGUUUACGAGACGGAGGGUUCGCCACGUCCUGGGAGAGCGUGACGAAACGCGUACUGGAGCAUAUACCGGAGACCAGCUUGGCCGAUCAGGACGUGAUAAAUGCGGUGAUCAGCGAGCAACCGACUGUCGUGUACAAGAUAGAAUGUACCUGGAAUAUACAGUUGAGCGAUCACACGAUAAGCGACACGUGCUAUCGCGACACGAAUCGCAUAAACAUCCUCCACUGGAAUUCUCCGCGAAAGCAAGACGUUCACAAUAAGCACGUUAACGAGUUUCGGAAACUGCACCGAGUCUUCCUCGAGAUGGACGGCAAUCUGUUGCGAAAGCGUUUAUUCGGCUGUGACAGACACGAGAGCGCGCUUCCAUACUACGAAUUGAGUCCGUGCCGGGAAUUCGAGAAAGGCGCUACCCUUUUAUAUCGCACGCAUCCUUUCCUUCUCGAGUACGAAUACAACGUGUACUCGCCGACGGAUGUUGCUCUAGUCACUCAGUGUAGCAUGGAGAGGGUGCCGCUGUUGGAGGCCUUGUCGAAACACUGGCCGGGGACCAUAAGUGUCGCGCUUUACCUGACCGACGCGGAGGUGCAGAAUUUCCUGGACUUCGUGCGUGGCUCCGCGGAUUUGCGGACGAGAAGGAAUAUCGCUUAUCACGUUGUGUACAAAGACGGGGAUCUUUAUCCUAUUAAUUAUUUAAGAAACACUGCGGUAUCAUACGUACCAACGUCAUUCGUCUUCCAACUUGAUAUUGACUUUUUACCACAAUUUGGGCUGUAUGAAAAUAUCAUGAAUCAUAUCAAUCGCUUAAAUAUCAACGAAUCAGACAAAGUAGCUUUGAUUGUGCCAGCAUUCGAAACUGAACGCUACAGGUUCACGUUCCCUGCCAACAAGGAGGAACUACUGAAGUUUCUUAAACGCGGUAUUUUGUACACGUUUCGCUAUCACGUUUGGACGCAGGGACACGCCGCCACAAAUUACAGCUUAUGGCGAAAUAGUACGGAACCUUACCAAGUUUCAUGGGAACCAGAUUUCGAACCUUAUAUUUUCGAACCUUAUAUAGUGGUUUCGAAAUCCGCUCCGCGCUACGACACUCGAUUUGUCGGAUUUGGCUGGAAUAAAGUUUCAUACGUGACCCAUUUAACGGCGCUAGAUUAUAAAUACAUCGUUUUACCAGACACCUUUAUUAUUCAUCGACCUCACGCUCCUAGUUUAGAUAUCGCCAAAUUUAGAACAGAUUCUGUAUACAGAAGAUGUCUUAAAAAGUUGAAGGAUGAAUUUGUCAAAGAACUGAUGGCAAAAUACGGUGAGACUGCACUGUCGAAACUAAAGAAAGAAACCAAAGAAGAUAAAACUUAAGAAAUUAUAUAAUUUUAACGUUUUAGCAUAUAAUGAUGUAUAAGUGUUCAAUAUAUUUUUACUGAAAACCUAUGUUUUAUGAAAUAAUUAUGAAAAAUCUAUAUAUCGCUAUUUUCUUAACAAAAAUAUAUAUCCUUUUAAAUAAAA
Molecule: messenger RNA, 2950 nt
Organism: Solenopsis invicta (red fire ant)
Lineage: Eukaryota; Metazoa; Arthropoda; Insecta; Hymenoptera; Formicidae
Product: LARGE xylosyl- and glucuronyltransferase 2
Exons: 13
Coding region: 725-2803 (692 amino acids)
Biological process (GO): protein O-linked glycosylation via mannose
Molecular function (GO): glucuronosyltransferase activity; xylosyltransferase activity
Source: RefSeq, a predicted model, not a curated record